Molecule: messenger RNA, 1998 nt
Organism: Linum trigynum
Lineage: Eukaryota; Viridiplantae; Streptophyta; Magnoliopsida; Malpighiales; Linaceae
Source: the annotation of a GenBank genome assembly
GUCAAAUUCUCUGCCCGGACGGGAAAACCGAAAACGGAAGUCGAACACACGCCGGAUUCUUCUCGAGCUCGCAGCUCGCAGCUCCUGGGUAGUUAGAUCCUUCGCGAAUCGGCUAGCUGAGCCUCUCCGCCGUCCGCUGGCCGGUGACUCGCUCGGCGAAGCACAAGUGAAAGCAGAGGAGAAGAAGAAGAAAGACAACAAGGACUCGAGAGCGGUAUCAGUAUCACUCAACCCUAGGUACCGUUUCUAAUCUCUUUCUCUCUUUACUUGCUUCUCGAUAGUGAAAAGCUGAGAUUGGAACGAACAAUUAGGAAUUGGAUGGGAGGAGUAAAUGAAAUUGAAAGAGGUUGAACUUGUCUUGAUAGCGUACUGUCUGCUGGUGUUGCAGGCAUUGAAAUUGGAGAAGAGAGCGAGUGAGUUUGGAGAGAUGGUGUUGAUGAAGACAUUGAAGAGUGAAGAACUUGAUAGGAUAAUGGUGGAUGAACAAGGUUCCAUUAAGAGACAGAAAGUGGAGGGAGCUGUUCAUGUUGUUGAUGAUGAUCAACAAGGGUCUAGCCUUCAUAGGCGGCGGAGGCAACUGCAGCCUCGUGGAGACUGCCCGUAUCUCGAUACUGUGAAUCGCCAGGUGCUGGAUUUCGAUUUUGAGAAGAAAUGCUCGGUCUCUUUGGAAAAAUUGGAUGUUUAUGCAUGUCUGGUGUGUGGGAAGUAUUACCAAGGAAGAAGGAAGAAUACCCAUGCUUAUACUCAUAGUCUUGAAGCAGAUCACCAUGUCUAUAUCAAUCUACAGAAUGAGAAAAUAUACUGUCUUCCUGAUGGAUAUGAAAUCAUUGAUCCGUCUUUAGAUGACAUAUGCCAUGUUCUGAACCCGAGGUUUACAGUGGAACAAGUUGCACAGCUGGACAAAAACAGACAAUGGUCUAGGGCGCUCGAUGGAUCCGAUUACCUUCCAGGAAUGGUGGGCCUCAAUAAGCUUCAAGGAACUGAUUUCACGAAUGUUACCAUUCAGUCUCUAAUGAGGGUAACACCUUUAAGAAAUUUCUUCCUUAUUCCUGAAAAUUAUCAGCACUGUCAGUCCUCUCUUGUUCAAUGCUUUGGGGAGCUAACACGGAAGAUAUGGCAUGCACGAAACUUCAAGGGACAGGUGAGCCCUCAUGAGUUUCUUCAAUCAGUUACGGAAGUCAGCAAGAAAAGGUUUUGCAUAGGCCAACAGUCUGACCCUCUGGAGUUCUUGCAAUGGCUUCUCAAAGCACUCCAUGCAGAACUUAAAAAUUCAAAAAACAAUAGCGUAAUUUAUGACUGCUUUCAGGGAGAACUUGAGGUUAUGAAAGAGACAGAUGGCAAGACAGGAGAUGAUGAUGUUCUAAUGGAAAAAUCAAGAAUGCCAUUCUUGGUGCUCGGACUGGAUUUGCCACCACAACCUUUGUUUAAGGAUGUGAUGGACAAAAGUAUUAUUCCACAGAUUCCUUUGUUCGACAUACUGAAGAAAUUCGAUGGGGAGACUGCCACUGAAGUAGUCAGGCCUCAGAGGGCCUGGAUGAAAUAUCGGGUAACCAAGUUGCCAAAGUAUCUAAUCCUUCACAUGCAGCGGUUUAAGGAGAACAACUUCUUCAUUGAGAAGAACCCUACUAUAGUCAACUUCCCCUUGAAGAACUUGGAACUGAAGGACUAUAUUCCUCUGCCUAGGAAGAUAGAAAAGUCACACUCAAAGUACGAUCUGAUAGCUAAUAUAGUCCAUGAUGGCAGACCAAAAGAGGGUUCCUACAGAGUCUUUGUCCACCGAAAGUCUGAAGAGCUAUGGUACGAGAUGCAGAAUAUGCACGUCUCAGAGACGCUCCCUCAGAUGGUUGCACUCUCAGAGGCGUAUCUCCAGAUCUACGAGCAGCAUCAUUUGUAGCUCUCUUAAUUUUCGAUGUACAAUGACGUGAAAUCUGAACCCGACUUGGAGCAAAAACCAACAAGAUGAAUGUUUAAGGUUAAUAUUCACUAUAGUGCUUAUCG